This is a messenger RNA of Calypte anna (Anna's hummingbird), 2324 nucleotides long. It is a transcript of the gene C3H6orf120, whose product is annotated as chromosome 3 C6orf120 homolog. The transcript has 3 exons. NCBI's taxonomy places the organism in Eukaryota, Metazoa, Chordata, Aves, Apodiformes, Trochilidae. The record is from RefSeq and is a predicted model, not a curated record. The coding region runs from base 422 to 979 and encodes 185 amino acids.
CUCUCCACACCCCGGACCGGGCACGGGCAGAGCCGUGCGGGUCCGGCGGUACCGGGGGAAGAGUUCGGUGGGUCCGGGAGUGAGCAGCGGACACCUUCCCCCUCCCCACCGCCCCCCCUACGGCUCCCGGGCCUUGCAGGCAUCGGGGGCGGCCUCUCCGCUCUCCCGGUUCCGCCCCGGGGUGGGGUUUGCCCGCGGUGCGCGGCCGCACGUCCGCCGAGCUCCGCUGCUCCGCCUCAGCCGCGGCCUGGCCGCUGCCGGAGCCCCGUGGAGCGGGGAGGAGAGCCGGGGUGUCCCGGCCCCGGGGGUACAAAACAACUUCCUGGAGUUUCUGAUGUUAAAGAGAACUUCUGCCAUCCUUAAGGAAGGAAUGAGGAGGAGAAGCUGCAGCUGAAACGGCACAGGAAUAUAACUCACCACCAUGGCAGAAUGCUGGAGAAUAAUCCUGAUACUACUUCUGGCAGCUCAGGUGCUACUGGGGGGAAAUACCUUUGAGGAGGAAGAGGUACCUGACGAAUGGAUUCUUCUCCACGUUGUUCAAGGUCAGAUUGGAGCAGGGAACUACAGCUACCUGAGGCUGAACCACGAGGGCAAGAUCGUGCUUCAGAUGCGGAGUUUAAAAGGCGAUGCGGAUCUGUACGUCUCCGACCUGACUCUCCACCCCAGCUUUGAUGAGUAUGAGUUGCAGUCUGUGACUUGUGGCCAAGAUGUUGUCCACGUCCCUGCACAUUUCCGUCGUCCUGUGGGAAUUGGGAUUUAUGGGCACCCCUCUCACCAGGAGAGUGAGUUUGAGAUGAAAGUCUACUACGAUCGAACGGUGGUCCAGUACCCCUUUGGAGAGGCUUCUUACAACCCCGAGGAGAUGGAGGCAAACCAGAGAUAUUCCCAGUCUACAGAAGAUGAGUCUCAGGAUGAGGAGUCUGUUUUCUGGACGAUACUGAUUGGAAUUUUGAAAUUAAUACUUGAAAUUCUUUUUUAACUCGACACACACCGGACUAAGCCACGCUUCAGCCUGUGAAACUGAACACGAGUGACUUGCUGUAACCUUUAAUACUCUUUGUUAUGUUGCCUGAGGAGGUUUUCAGGUUACUUUUUCUAUACCAGAAAAGAAGUUUGGGGGGGAGGUAGGAAAAAGCCAUAUUUAAUUUUCUAUUGUCAGUCCUCCCCUCCACAUAAAAUGAACAGCAAGCACAGUAUUUGCAGUGUUCUUCAGAGAUCAGGGCUUGAAAAUGAAUGUACAGUUGGGAUCUUGUUAAAUUUAUUUUAAACAGGUGUCAGUAUUUUCUAUUCCUUUUUUAUAAUGAAAAGUGAAAUGAACUGCUGCACUUCUGUGCCCCCUCUCAGUUGAAGAGUGUAUUUAAAAAGAAAAUCAGCUUAUUUUCUGAGUGACUGUCUCCAGUAAACCUCAUUACCAAUGCCUUUUGUGAGUAUUCAGGUUGAGGUGCCAGGGAUGAAGGAAGGAAAAGCAGUCACCUAAGGGGAGAGAUGAUCUGCAUUUUGUCUGCUUGUGCUCUGCAGGGAGUCAGCCAUCUGCCAAGCACUGCUCUGUCCACUCACUCAUCACCUCUGCAAACCCAUGACCCAAAUCAAGUGCAUGUCACUUCAUCACUUGUGCACUGUUACCACAGCUUUCAGCUGUUGGUGUUUGUCACCACAACACUUUUCAUUCCCUGGUGAAAGCCACACAGCACACAGGAUCUUGAGCUUCAGAGGUAUUUUCUUACACUUCCUUUUAUAGCUUUUUGUGAUUGAUUUUUUUUUUUUAUUCUUCCUAGUACAUCUUUAUGAAGAAGUCAUUAGCUUGCAAAGAAAAAUUCUGCUGAAAGGGAUGUGUGAGCACACUUUCAGAAAGCCAGGUCAUGCCAACUCUUCCUUGAAAGUUAGUUGUUUUCAGGAGUAAUUUUAUUUUCCUUGGAUUGAGUCUUUCAGAAUAACCAGUUGCUAUGCAAAUAGGGUAUAUUUAAAUAGCUCUGUAAUUUUCCUUUCACAGCUCUUACUGAUGAGUGCACCAAAAUAAACAAGUAUGUACUUGUCACUCUAAUUUUCUGUGAAUGGUGCACAUACAAUUUCAACUUCAUUACUUCUCUUUUUAAAUGGGAAUCUGGCUUGCCUCUUUCUAUCUCAGCAUCUGACAGGACAUGAUCAGUGACUUUUAUCACAAAAAAGAAUCAUGAUGUAGCCAAAAUUAAAAGUUUAUUUGGUAAAAAGAGAAAAAAAAAAGUGGUAUUGUUCCUCUUAAGAGUGGUUGGUUAAAUAGCACCAAAGUAUCACUUUAAUUGUGCAGUAAAUUUGGGACAGCAAGUUUUUUGGGUUUUUUUUUUUAG